This is a messenger RNA of Linum tenue, 2277 nucleotides long. The record is from the annotation of a GenBank genome assembly. Lineage: Eukaryota; Viridiplantae; Streptophyta; Magnoliopsida; Malpighiales; Linaceae.
CAGAGCUUGACGCUACGUAGAAAACCACCACAAUCACCAUUCAAGAAAAGAGAGGAUGAUCUUUUAAACGAAAGAUCUCAUCCUCCCUUUCAAAACCCAUAUUUCCAAUUUCCCAAAAAAACAAACCAAUUGCCUUCCUUCCACCACCUGAAUUCCGCUUCUUCAAUUCCUCUGUUUUUUUCUCUCCAUUUCUCGGUUCCCCUGUUCAUCUCAGGAACAAACAAUGGCAUUGAACGUGGCUCACCGAACUGGAACUCUACACGGAUCCCAGCUCAUAGUAGAAACUGUGGCCUCAGCAGCAUACGAAACAAUCACCUCCGUCUUCCUAAAACCCCCCAAUCAGGGCACAAUCAAUUGCAGGGACCGAAGGAUCGACGGCGGAGGCUCGCGUACAAUUACGCGUCAGGCACACGUGGAGACGUCGCCCGCCGUGGUAGCGGAGGUUGAGGCCGAGGAAUCGAUGGUGCAUCAGGAGGGAGGCAGAUCAAGCAACAAGGACGGGCGGAAGAACAAUCACCACAAUGGGGUUCCGGUGUUCGUGAUGAUGCCACUCGACAGCGUGACGCCAAGCAACGCCAUGAAUCGGAAGAAGGCGAUGGGUAUGAGCUUGCAAGCACUGAAGAGCGCCGGCGUGGAAGGGAUUAUGGUUGACGUCUGGUGGGGCUUGGUGGAGGGAGACGCACCGAGGAUUUACAAUUGGGGCGGUUAUUCAGAGCUCAUGGAGAUGGCGGGUGGAAUCGGGCUGAAGGUCCAGGCCGUCAUGUCGUUUCACCAGUGCGGUGGCAAUGUCGGCGACUCCUGCAAUAUUUCUUUGCCUAAGUGGGUCGUGGAAGAGAUGAAUAAUGAUCAAGAUCUUGCUUAUACGGAUCAAUGGGGUAGGAGGAACUUCGAGUACUUGUCGCUCGGGUCCGAUACUCUUCCGGUCUUGAAAGGUCGAUCACCUCUGCAAUGUUAUACAGAGUUCAUGGUUGCAUUCAGGGACAAUUUUCAGCAUCUUAUCGGUGAUACAAUUGUGCAGGAAAUUCAAGUGGGGAUGGGUCCAGCCGGUGAGCUAAGGUACCCUUCGUAUCCAGAGCAGGAUGGGACAUGGAAAUUCCCUGGAAUUGGUGCUUUUCAAUGUUAUGAUAAGUACAUGCUCAACAGCUUAAAAGCCGCAGCAGAGGCCGCCGAGAAAUCGACAUGGGGCAACUCGGGACCAACAGACGCUGGACAAUACAACAACUGGCCAGAGGACACCCAAUUCUUCCGCAAGGAGAAUGGCGGCUGGAACACUCCUUAUGGUGAAUUCUUCCUCAACUGGUACUCCCAAAUGCUGCUGGACCACGGCGAGCGGAUCCUCUCCUCCACGACCUCCAUCUUCAACUCCGUCGGUGCCAAGAUCUCGGCGAAAGUCGCGGGGAUCCACUGGCACUACGACACCCAGUCCCACGCCCCAGAGCUCACUGCAGGCUACUACAACACCCGGACCCACGACGGCUACCUCCCAAUCGCCCGGAUGUUCGCCCGCCACAACGUCGUCUUCAACUUCACCUGCAUCGAGAUGCGGGACCAUGAACAGCCCAGCGAGGCGCUGUGCGCGCCCGAGAAGCUGGUGAGGCAGGUGGCCUUGGCGACUAAAGGGGCGAAAGUGGCACUUGCAGGGGAGAAUGCCCUACCACGAUAUGAUGAGUAUGCUCACGAGCAGAUUCUGCAGUCAUCGUUGCUGAACAUUGGCGAGAUUGGUGGUCACGGUGAUAGGGAGAUGUGCGCGUUCACGUACUUGAGGAUGAACCCGACAUUGUUCGAGACAGAGAAUUGGAGGCGGUUUGCUGGGCUGGUGAAGAAGAUGAAGGAAGGUAAGAGCGGUGUUGAUCGAUGCAAGGAGCAAAUGGAGAGGGAAGCUGAACACUUUGUGCACAUUAGCGAGCCGCUCGUGCUUCAAGAGGCGGUCGCUACUGCUUGUGUGCCUUAGUUGUUUGAGAGUACUACUGUGCCAGUUUUGGGGAGCAAGAAAAAUUCAUCAAGUUGUGGAUAUAUCCCAUGAGAACUGGUUUUAUUUAUACUCUUAGUCUGUUUGGCUUUUGUAUAUGAAAAAUAGGGAGCAUAUGUAUAUUUGCUAAGUUAUUUCAGUGCUGUAAAAAAGAAAGUGUAUCUAAGCGGCCGUUGAAUUCUUGCUCCCUGGCCCUGGGAAAACGGGAAGACUAAGUACAUAAGUAUGUACAGAUUGUAGUGAUUUUCUUGAUAUAAUUAAAACACACAACCUUAUUGUUAUGGAUAAUGUUCAGUUGGUUCUUCGCU